AUGAAUAUAGUGAAGUUAGCUGUCAACACUGAUACCAAUGGCAAAGGCUGCAUAUGCGCUAUAGCGCGCCAAAUUCAAUUGCGCGAACGAGUAUGGCUCAGACAUGGUGCGUUUGUUUAUUGCACGACCAAACUAACAUCACACUCGAUUUGUUUGCAACGAAGCGAUAUCAUCGAGUAUUUGUUAGAACUGUAUGUUGAUCCAAAGACAAAUUGGUGCGCGUUCAGUGACUCUUUGCAUGGCUACCAACCGAAUCGAAACCAACAGAAUAUUGCGUUUAAGGAAUUGGCGGGAGACGUUCGAAACUCAAGCUCGAAGAUGUUUACGGCAGCGAUGGAAAUCUCGCACCAUUCAAUUGAUUGGUUUCUGGUACAAGACAAAGAAGUGACGUACGUUGUUGCAGUCUCGACGUUUGGAAUUUUAGCAAUAUGGCUCUAACGGAAAAAAUUGCUUAGCCAAGGGCCAUU
Paramuricea clavata is the source of this 467-nucleotide messenger RNA. NCBI's taxonomy places the organism in Eukaryota, Metazoa, Cnidaria, Anthozoa, Malacalcyonacea, Plexauridae. The record is from the annotation of a GenBank genome assembly.